CAAAGAAAAGGCUCAGCAGCGUGAGUUUUCCUGAUGUGUGGAAGUUUUCACAGGCGGUUGUUUUGUCGUAUCGCAGAUGAAUAUUUGAUCACUUAAAGAUGAGUUCAGUCCAGAAUCUGAGAGAGUUGAUCAACCAGCGACUAACUGCUGCUGCCGAAGAAAUAUUCACAGAGUUUGAGAAAACCAUCGUUCAGUACGAGGAGGAGAUCGAUCGUCAGCGCAGACUGCUGGAAAACAUCUGGAAACCACAGAUAACACAACACACAGCAGAACUCCCACAGCAACAGACCUGUAAGGAGGAGGAGGUUCCCACUGAGCAGAAUGUCUGUAUCCAGGAGAGGAACUCCAGUGUGGACCAGGAGAACCCAGAGACUCUACAGAUUAAAGAGGAACAAGAGGAACUCCCCACCAAUCUGGACCAGGAGGACGCAGAGCCUCCACAGAUGAGAGAAGAAGAGGAAGAACUCUGCAACAGUCUGGACAGACAGCAGUCUGGACAGACAGCAGCAGCAGACAUGAAUCAGAAGGCAGAUAGCUUUAUGCUAGUUCAGUGCAAAUCCAAAUGUGAAGAAUUACCAAGAGAAAAAUUCAGUGUCUCUGAAAACACAAUUGGCCAGUACGAGGAGGAGAUCCAUCGUCAGCGCAGACUGCUGGAUAACAUCUGGAAACCACAGAUAACACAACACACAACAGAACUCCCACAGCAACAGAUCUGUAAGGAGGAGGAGGUUCCCACUGAGCAGAAUGUCUGUAUCCAGGAGAGGAACUCCAGUGUGGACCAGGAGAACCCAGAGACUCUACAGAUUAAAGAGGAACAAGAGGAACUCCCCACCAAUCUGGACCAGGAGGACACAGAGCCUCCACAGAUGAGAGAAGAAGAGGAAGAACUCUGCAACAGUCUGGACAGACAGCAGUCUGGACAGACAGCAGCAGCAGACAUGAAUCAGAAGGCAGAUAGCUUUAUGCUAGUUCAGUGCAAAUCCAAAUGUGAAGAAUUAUCAAGAGAAAAAUUCAGUGUCUCUGAAAAGACAAUUGGCCAUUACGAGAAAGAGAUCAAUCGUCAGCGCAGACUAUUUAAUAUCACCCAGAAUCUCCAAAUAAAGUUACACAGAAUAGACCUUCAACAGCAACAUAUUUAUCAGGAGCAGGAGGUUUUCACUGAUCAUCUGUACUGUAAACGGGAGAGGAGCUUCUGUUUAGAUCAGAAGGAUCCAGAGCCUCUGCAGAUGAAAGAAGCACAGGAGAAACUCUGCAUCAGUCUGGAUCAGGACAAUUUAGAACCUCCACAGAAUAAAGAGGAACAGGAGAAACUCUGCAUCAGUCUGGACCAGGACGACCCAAAACUUCUACAGACUGAAGAGGAACAGAAGGAACUCUGCAGCAAUCAGGAGGGAGAGCAGUUUGGUAUCUGCCCAGACCAGGAAGGAAGCAAGCAUCCAGACUCUGGUUCAACUAACAAUUUGGUGCUGAAGACACAAGACAGAAACAGCAGUCACAGUAACAAUGUUGACAGCUCUUCUAUGUCACGGAUUCACUGUGAUGCUGACACAAGGAAAAAGACUCAAACAUGUGAUGUCUGUGGAAAAUACUUUAAAUAUAAGUCCGCUUUAAAGACACAUUACAGAAGCCACACAGGUGAGAGGCCGUUUGCUUGUGAGACAUGUGGGAAAAGUUUCACUCAACGUCACCAUAUGACUGAUCACAUGAGAACUCACACACGUGAGAAGCUGUACCUUUGUAAGGUCUGUGGAAAAAGCUUUUAUGGUCUUGCGGCAUUCCAAAUGCACAGAACAAUUCACAAAGAUCAGAAUCUGAAUUCUUGUAAAAUCUGUGAGAAAAAUGUAACUCCUUGUGGUAGUUUGAAAGACUACAUGAAGGUCCACACGGGUGAGAGGCUGCAUUCCUGUAAGAUUUGUGGACAAAACUUCAUUCGAAAUAGUAAUUUGAAAGUCCACAUGAGAAUCCACACAGAUGAGAGGCUGUAUUUCUGAAACAUGUGGGAACUAAGCUCUAAUCUGAGAGUUAGUACAGUUUAAAGGUUGAUGUUUGAUAUUUAAAGUUCUGAUGGUGAGUUCUAUAAUCAGCUGGUCACUGGAAACUGUCCCUGGUGCUCCACUACCAGCAGGGUGCAAAAAGACACAGAUGAGGGACAAGAAGCCAAACUAUUCUUUAUUUUAUUUUUUUAUGUUGGGCUCCACAUGUCUGAGACAAGGUAGACAAUUAGUUACUGCUGGAAAUAAUGAAAUUGAUUUCAACACACUAGAGAAUCUGACCUGUAGGGAGAAGAAAUUUUUGAGAUUCUGCUGUUUCUCAGUUACCAGUGAAAGUGAUCAAAUUAGUGCCAAUGACCAUCAUUUGUACAGAGUUGAGACUUCCUUGUUGUGUCCUUCAGCUGAAAGGUAACUGUUUAAAUGUUUUUGUUAAACUGGUAAAACAUCAGUACGUAAAGGAAUUUAAUUAACAUUUUGUAUUGAAGUUUAUGUUUUUCUACAUUUUGACAGCAUUUCCAUCUUUACUGCAAAUGUAAAUUGAUUAUAAUAUCAGGUAUCGGCCUCUUUGAUCACUUAUAAUCUCUGCUUGUGUCAACUGGACCAAAGAAACCUGUGAUACUUGACAACACUGGAUUGAAAAGAGUAAGUUGAAAUUCUUGGACAUGAUUAUUAGUGUCCAAGAGUAAUUGUCAUUUUCUGAUGACGUUUUUUUUGUUUGUUUUUUAUAAAAUAAAGAUCAACAGAGAAAAGGA
This is a messenger RNA of Amphiprion ocellaris (clown anemonefish), 2743 nucleotides long. RefSeq names its product zinc finger protein 37-like. The record is from RefSeq and is a predicted model, not a curated record. NCBI's taxonomy places the organism in Eukaryota, Metazoa, Chordata, Actinopteri, Pomacentridae. Bases 99 to 1991 code for a protein of 630 amino acids. The transcript is spliced from 4 exons.